Molecule: messenger RNA, 881 nt
Organism: Porites lobata
Lineage: Eukaryota; Metazoa; Cnidaria; Anthozoa; Scleractinia; Poritidae
Source: the annotation of a GenBank genome assembly
GUUCCACUCAAACAGGAACCUCCUGGGGUAAAAAAAAAACCGUGUGGAGCAUUUCAAGUUACUUGGAAUCCACCAUCCCUAGACUCUGGUGGCGGUCCUCUCACUGGUUAUCAGGUUCAGUUAAAGUUAAGAAAGGGAAAUGGUGGCUGGCGCAACUGCACGGCCUUCUUUUCAAAUCACAGCUGUUUGUUCACAGACCUGCGUAGUAAGACAGAGUAUGACGUUCGAGUUCGAGCUUUUAAUCAGAACGGGCCAAGCCAAUGGACCUACACUUUAGAAACCACGGAUUUAAUUGGUAAGUCUUUCAUCUUAAUACUGUUGUUGUAUUACAUGUUCUUUUACAGCACUCUUUUAGCUUUCUUUCUACUUUUAUUAAAUCCAUGCUUCCAUCCUUCCUCAACAUUCCCCCUUCUUUUUGCAAAAUGGUUGCAUUCAUUUUCUAACUGUAAUGUUGACCUUUGAGCGUGUUCAUUUAUAUUUUCACUCCUUUGCUUUUUCAAUAACAAACUAAUCGUUUAGUUUUGUGGAGAUAAUUAAUUUAUUACUUUAUUAUAGGACCGCCUGGUGUUUCCGAAAUAUUAAACGAUCGAACAGAAAUUACUGGCAUAACACCCAAUGUAACAGUGCAGUGGACACGCCCAGAAGAAAGAAACUGCAGCAUCACUAUGUAUUCAUUGCGCUACAAAGCGGUUGAACCAGUUGCCGAGAAAAUGACGGAAAUAAAUAUCACAAACGCCAGUGUCACAAGUUUCGAACUACAGUUCCAACACAGUAAGAAGUAUGAAGUCACGGUCUUUGCUUGGAAUAGCCUGGGACGCAGUGAGGCAAGCAAAGCAUGGGAAGUGAGAACAGCACAAUGUAAAGAUACUUUCUUUGAUUAA